AUGGCUUUAACUAGAUCUUUUUCUGGUCCAGGUGGAUUAAGUAUUAAUACCAAUUCUGCCAAUUCUUUAUUUAGCGGAUCAGGAACGACACAGCCAUCAUCAGGAGGAAUGUUUGGAAGUACACAGGCUGCGAAGCCUUCGACAGGUCUUUUCGGCGCACCUGCAACUACAUCUGCUCCUCAAUCUGGUGGUUUAUUUGGUUCAACAACUUCAGCUGCUCCUGCUACAGGUGGUUUAUUUGGCUCAGCUCCCGCAGCAGCAACCUCUGCGCCGGCAACUGGAGGAUUGUUCGGAGCCGCUCCUGCUCAACCUGCGACUGGUGGAUUGUUCGGAAACGCCAAUACUUCUCAACCGGCUUCAACUGGGGGUGGAUUAUUUGGUUCAACGACUGCCGCGACGACUGCUCCUGCAACGGGCGGGCUAUUCGGAUCUGCGACUAACAAUAAUCAGACUCAAGGAGCUACAGGUGGUGGACUUGGGGGAGCACAACCCAAUAAUCAGACAGCUGGCGCAAAUACAGGUGGUGGAUUAUUUGGUGGUACUGCCUCGUCACAACCUGCGCAGAAUGGAGGUGGAUUAUUUGGAAAUUUAAAUCAAGCAAAACCUGCAGCAUCUGGAGGUCUCUUUGGCGCAAGUCAACAAACUCAAACUCAAACUCAAUCCCAACCACAGCAAACCUCCUCUCUUUUCGGCGCACCAGCUCAAAAUCAACCACAAGGCCAAACCAAUAACAAUAUGCUUGGGGGUAGUCGUUUCAUGGGUCAAUCCCAACAGCCUCAACUUGUUCCAGGCGUUCAAAUUGACCUUAGCCAAAUGCGCGGCACGACACGAUUCAAUGACCUUAACGAAACCGUACAAAAACAAAUUGAACACUUUGACCAAGUAAUUCAAGCACAAAUAGCCAUGAAAAAUGACUGCGAUGCCAUCAUGCCUCAACAUGGCAAGCUCCUUGAACACGUUCCCAACGACGUCGAAUUUUGUCGGAGGAAAUUACUCGGCAUGGAGGAGGCCAUGGAACGCGACGCCACUGAAAUUGAUCAAGUUCGUCAAUUGAUAAAGAAAGACGCGGACAAUGCCACUCUAAGUUUCCGCGCAAUCGAUAAUCAGAAAUUGCCAACUCAAUACCAGACCCCUGGCAUCUGGGCUACUAAAUCUACAAACAAUCCCAAUAGUGCAGCCAAUGACACUGAUGCCCAAGAUUUGGUGUCGUUUUUCUCCGCUACCGCCGAUGAACUAGACGCGACGCUCAAGAAGUAUCAGAACAAUUUCACUGAACUAGAAGCGCAUCUAAGGAGCCUAGAACAAAGCACGGCGCAACAAACUCAAGCCUUACUAGCGCGCAGAAACGGAAGAGCGUAUCAACAAGAAAACCCGGUCCAAGAGUUGGGAUUGGCACUUGUAGAAUUUGAGCAGAGUAUCUUACAGGUGGCUGGGAAGAUUGGCGCGAGUAGAGAGAGUAUUCAAGCGUUGCAACUUGGAAGUUUCACGGGCCCUGGAGAUAGGGAUAGGAGGGGCGAAACGCCGACAGGGUUUGGGGGCAGUGUUAAUGGGGCCAGUGUGAGGGGGAGGGGAGGUGUUUAUUAA
Botrytis sinoallii is the source of this 1584-nucleotide messenger RNA. RefSeq lists its product as uncharacterized. Gene Ontology annotation, molecular function: structural constituent of nuclear pore. The coding region runs from base 1 to 1584 and encodes 527 amino acids. Gene Ontology annotation, biological process: nucleocytoplasmic transport. The record is from RefSeq and is a predicted model, not a curated record. Gene Ontology annotation, cellular component: nuclear pore. The transcript has 3 exons. Lineage: Eukaryota; Fungi; Ascomycota; Leotiomycetes; Helotiales; Sclerotiniaceae.